Messenger RNA from Truncatella angustata, 2283 nucleotides. Its product is annotated as heterokaryon incompatibility protein-domain-containing protein. The record is from RefSeq and is a predicted model, not a curated record. The transcript has a single exon. The coding region runs from base 122 to 2263 and encodes 713 amino acids. Lineage: Eukaryota; Fungi; Ascomycota; Sordariomycetes; Amphisphaeriales; Sporocadaceae.
GUCCACCGCAAUACAAGACCUCACAGCUGCUUCAAACUGCGACUAAAUCGAGCAUUAGCGGGAACUCACACGCAUUGUCGCAGAUCUGAUUGCUUAUGAUUCCUUCUAGCUUGAUGCUACCAUGGCCCGCCUUGAAAACCCCAGUGCACUUGUGCCGAUAAAUGGCCAAGCGUGGCCUGGAAACGAGGUUGAUGAACAUUGUGAUAUAUGCGAAAAAGUCCUGUCAGUUUUCCACCACCCUUUCGAGGAAUGGGUAGAAGUACAUCUUGGACUGGUGUCAGACGUUAUAAAGAGCCCCUGCUCCCAUGUUGAGUGGAUUAUACGAACCCGGCUCGAUUGCACGCUUAUCGGACCUCCACUCACUAUUGAAGAUUACGAAAGUAGAUGGAUUCGUUUUGUCAAGUGGCCCGAGUCAACACGCGCCCAACUUUUGAUAAGUUACGAUACAUCUUACAAGAAAUAUUACGGAGAAGAGUGGCGGGACACUUGCCAGAUAGGAGGAAAUCAAGUAGAACUCGUCAAGCAUUCUUCAAAAAAAGCAUACGUAGGAUGGGCCCGGCUAUUAGACAAAGAUUGGAUCAACUUGGAUAUCAUACGAAACUGGAUGGAUUGCUGUCGCCGAGAACAUAAGCCCCAAUGUCGAGAUCGGACACUACCAGCAACUGAGGAGAUACAGCCUCUUUGGCUUAUCGAUGUCAUUGAUGGCUGCGUUGUACCUUCACCAGGACGGGUCACUUAUAUCACGCUGUCGUAUACCUGGGGGCAGACAAAGAAUUUCCGCACUCUCAGCAGCAAUCUUGAGCAAGUUCAACGGCCUCACUCCUUGGUCUCCGGCGAUAUAGCUAAAGAAAUUCCCGAAACAAUUAGAAACGCUUUCGAUCUUGUCAGGUUGCUUGGCGAGAGAUAUCUUUGGGUCGACAGCAUAUGCAUUGUUCAAGACCAUACUCGGGCAGUGGAAAGUGAGCUUUACCAAAUGCAUCGAAUCUAUUCCAGUUCAUUCAUGACCAUUAUUGCGAAAGACGGCACAGCCGCCAAUCAUGGUCUCCGGGGUGUCCCGGGAGUUUCACAGGCAAGGGCUGGGGCACAGAAAAUUAUACGACUUUCGGGCGGAGAGAUGCUCUCAGAAGCUGCAGACUCCCCGUCGCCGCCAAGUUCUGCAUACGACCAGCGUAUGUGGACCUUCCAGGAAGAGCUUUUUGCCAAUAGAUCCUUGAUAUUCGAGUUAGGUCGAGUCACUUGGCGCUGCAAUUGUGCUGUCUGGCAUGAGCAUUUACUGGAACACAAGAGAGAGAGUAGCGUGGAGAAGAGCCAAUUACAUUCCCAUAUGACCGAUUGGAUCAAUAUGGAAUUUCCGAAACUCUGGGACCUUCAUUGGCUUAUAGGUGUAUUCAAUAGCCGUGUACUCACCUUCCCAGGAGAUGUGCUGCAUGCUUUUUCUGGAAUUCAAACAUCGUUACAUUCAAUCUUUCCAGGCGGUGUCCUUUUCGGCCAUCCAGAGUUAUUUUUUGACACGGCAUUGGUAUGGCGGGGCGACAAGGGCAUCCGUCCGCGGUGGAAUGGUAGACAUCCGUCCAUGCAUGACAAUCUACCAAGUUGGUCUUGGAUGGCAUGGGAAGGCACGAUCAUGUUCAUUGCAGAUGGCUCAACCCAUCGUGAUUGGUUCCAGGUUGCCACCGGAUCAAUAACGACCUGGUAUGCAAGAAAAAGCCCUAACUCGACGGAAAAGCGACGUAUCGAAUGUACAUGGGACAAUUAUCUUAAUGAGUGCCCGCCCGGUUGGACUCGGUAUGCAAGAGACCCGAUGAAACAGAAAUACUGGUAUGUCCAUGAAGAGAAGGAGUUAAAACUUGAAUACCCAGUGCCAGUGCUUUGUAAGGGAAUGAUAGCAGCCCUGAAGGAACAGUAUCAGUACGUAUCUUGUGAGACAACACAUGCGUUCAUAACUAUGGCUCCAGAACCUGUGGAAGAAGGCAAUUGCUUCGCGGGGGUGGUCUUACAAGAUGACCUAGGCAAUUUUGUAGGUCGACUGGAACCGCAUUAUAGGCAGGUGAGCAUGGUUCCGGAGAAGAUCGAAUUGGUGGCAAUUGUUCGAGGUCGAUACGAGCACAGGGAAGGCAGUAUUGAAUAUGUGGAAGAUUGUUAUUUUGUGCUUUGGAUUGAAUGGGAGAAUCACGUAGCAUAUCGCCGCACAUCAGGUUAUGUAUUAACGGAGAAGUGGGAGGCUCUCCGGGAAAAAGCCCCCAUUGAGUUGAUACUAGGUUAAAAGAUAAAAAUUUACGCAGA